Messenger RNA from Rotaria socialis, 1371 nucleotides. The record is from the annotation of a GenBank genome assembly. Lineage: Eukaryota; Metazoa; Rotifera; Eurotatoria; Philodinida; Philodinidae.
AUGAAGGCAACAAGAUCUCCGCCAAAAACAAGCGCGCAUCGUGAAGUUUCAAGUGAAAGAUCACAUAGUUCCUAUGAUGCUUUACGGUUUUUACGUACUACGAAUAAAUGGGAUAAAGAUUUUCUACCACCAAUAUGUCCAUCUCGUUUUUCAAAUCAUAAUGAUUUCGAAUCAUCUUUACAAGAGUUCUACUAUGAAGUUGUUGAUAUAAUGCCUGACUAUGUUGAUCAUGUUCGUAAAGCUUGCCGUGUUAUAUUCGAUGAUGUAGUACCACGUUUAAGAAAAAAUCGUUUUGGUAUUGUCCUUAAUGAUCCAAUUUUUUGUGAUACUUUUUUUGAAAAUUUACAAGUUGUUCAUAUUCAACGUAUUAAUAUACUUAUACCAAUUACAAUUCGUCCAGUGGAAAAAGAACGUCUAGAAAAGAUUGGAUACAUUUAUUUGAGAAUACCCGGUGCUGUUAAUGAUGAAGAAUUAUCACGAUAUGAUCCAUGGGGUUUUAUGAGAUCCCGAAAAGAUCGACAGUACUUAUCACCAGGUGUACUCGUUCAAUUGGUUCAUUCACUUGUUGACGAUGCCUUAAGAGAACCAUAUCCACUACAACAUUUCACUCUUGAACCACUUGAUCUUGAUCAUGAGGGGUCCGUAAUUCGAAUUCGUCAUGAAGAACUCAUGUUUACUAUAUGUUUAUCAUUUGGUGUUAAAAUUAAAAAAACAGAUCCAUAUUUUAUUACGAAACCAUUCACUCUCGAUGAUUAUUUUCAAUCGAAACGAGCAUGGCGUGUAUCAUAUAUAGAAGCUGAAAUGAAAUGUUUAAAAGUUCUUCAUCGUGCUGAUCAUUUUCGUCAUGCUCAAGCAAUUAAAAUAUUUCUUGCUUUAGUCAAACUCAAUCGAAUAUUUUCUGUACUGAAUGAAGACAUUAUAAAAGCUCUUAUGGUUUAUAUAUGUGACGAUGAUCUUACGAAUCGAAAUUGGAAUCGUCGUCGAUGUAAUGAAAUAUUUUGGUCAUUAUUUGAUUUACUUUAUGUUUCAAUUGAUCAGCAAGUUCUUAAACAUCCAUAUUUACCUGAAAUGAAUCUAUUAGAAAAAAUUGAGCGGCCAAAAUUAAUACGCUUAAAAAAACAUUUAGAUUAUAUUGUUGAACAUAAGCAUGAAUUUGAAAGAUUUUUUAAUCGUCGAGUACUCAGUUGCAAACGAAGACGUAAUCAAUCAAAGAAUUUAUUUGCUUUUUUUGGUUCAUCAAGAAAUGAAUUACCUAAAGAUGACGACGAUGAUGAUGAUGAUAAUAAUAAUCAAAAUAGUGGAACAUCAGGUGAUCAAGAAAACUAUUUGGCUGUUGAAAAUAUUCAAGCAGUUAAAAAUCAAGAUAGUUAA